UCGAAAUACAGGCGAAAAACAGGGGAAGCGAGCGUCGUGAGUAAAAAUAUCUCAACCCUGCUCGAUGUGGACAAAGGACUGGUCGGACGGUCGGACCCAGGCAAUUUUUAGCCAGCUUUCGAGGCAUGAAUUUCGUAACCUCGCUACACUUAAAACUACAGAUCGUUAAUAAAUGGAGUUUUGAUCAGCUUUAAUCUAGUUUUCUUAUACUAUGUAUAAUCCUACGUCAUGCAUUGUCCUUUCGGUCCAUGGUAGGGAAGGAUGAGGCACGAGGAAUGUUAUUAGUAGAUUUUUUAGGCGGAUUUCAUGCAUGUAUAGAAAAAUCAGACUUGUGGAAAAUAGAAACGCUGCGUGUAUGAUGCACAUAAACAACUGCAACUAUACAUAAAAUAUCAACAACUGAAUUCAUAUUGCAAUACUUAAAAAAGGAAUGUUUAUCUAAAACACACUUUCUAAACGGACACCAGAGUCGACUGGAUAACAUAAACGAAAGUUGACGGGAACAACAAGAAGCUUGAACCCACGAGCCCACGAGGGGGUUAUAUGUAAUGGAUCUGGUUCUCGUCUGGUUCCAUUGAGACCAUUGAGACCUAUAUCCACAUCCACCCUAUCCACACAUAGAUGCGUGGAUGCAGAUAUGUAAUUUGUAAUACACCACGCAACCUAUGCAUACGCAGUGUUCACGGUGUUCACACGACCCACGUCAAUUGUCUCGAUCUUAUUUAAUUAUUCUCGUUACUUUACAUUAUAUUUAUCAAAAAUAAUCAAAAGUGUAAAUCUACUACUUAAUUAUCGAGCGAUAAUUGAGAUGAAUAUUUUUCUAACAUACGCUUGAAUUUCAAAUUCAUAAAUACAAAAUAUAUAAAAAAAGGAACAUUUAAUAAGACAACGUAAGACAGUAGAAGAUCUUACUCCUGAAUAAACUGUAAAAAUGUCAUCUAAAUUAAUAAAUAUAACUUGAAAUUUUAUUCACAAUAGUCAAAUGACACUAAAAGUACCUACAAUUUAGAAAUCAAUUUUCAUUCUACCAUUGCGUGAAAGAAUAUGUCAUGUUGUAAAAGAAAGGAAGAAUUUGAAUUAUACUUCGACAAUCAUUGUGCGGAAGAUGACGAUAAUUGCAAAAAGUGCUCCGUAGAUGAGACACCUUAUUGUUUGUGUCGAUCUGUCGGAGGAUAUCCUAAUCCCACAAAUUGUAAUACUGCUCGACCUCCUCCCACUGUAACAAUAAACUUAGAACCUUGUCAAUGUGCUGAAGAAAUAGAAUGGAACUGUUACACACCACCCAAGCCAAGUUGUAAAUGGUUGAACAAUUUUUGUGAAUUACGCCGCCAGUGGAGUAAUCAUGCACGCCAGCAGAAUUGUAAAUGUUGCAACUGUAAACCACGGAUUAACAUGACACAUAGUGUGAUGAAUAUACUAAAUAUUGACAAUGCAAUAAGAAGUGCAUCACACACGUGUAAAUGCAAAUAUAACAAUGGAAUGAAAAAGGAAAUGACAUACUACUGUAGUUUCAUUUAUUAUAUUGGAAGUAUUGGUUAUACAAGUCUGGUACCUGGUCCAUUGGCAAUGGUUUCAUUUAUACUACUGAUUUUACUUACCAUUGGAUUAUCCUCUAGCUUAACUAUUUAUAAACAUUUAUAUUUUAAGACAUGUUUAAAACACUGUGACUAAAAAUUUGUAGAUGAAACCAACUUAUGCAUCCAUGUAAUAAGCAUUAUGUAUAA
Molecule: messenger RNA, 1724 nt
Organism: Ceratina calcarata
Lineage: Eukaryota; Metazoa; Arthropoda; Insecta; Hymenoptera; Apidae
Exons: 3
Coding region: 1045-1671 (208 amino acids)
Source: RefSeq, a predicted model, not a curated record